Molecule: messenger RNA, 2280 nt
Organism: Hirsutella rhossiliensis
Lineage: Eukaryota; Fungi; Ascomycota; Sordariomycetes; Hypocreales; Ophiocordycipitaceae
Product: rRNA processing/ribosome biogenesis domain-containing protein
Exons: 2
Coding region: 1-2280 (759 amino acids)
Biological process (GO): rRNA processing
Cellular component (GO): nucleus
Source: RefSeq, a predicted model, not a curated record
AUGGCCUCACAACUCCCGCCCGAUCUCCGGGUUCUCUGCCGGAAACUCUCAUCCAUCCCGCCCGCCCAGCUGCCACACGCACUCCCUGCUCUCACGAGGCACGUGGCCCGUUGCAGACAUGUGCUGUCGACGCCCCAGGAGCAGAAGCCCAAAGACGAUGCCUCUCAGGUGUCGCUCCUGGUCCACAAGCUCAAGACGAGCAUCACCGCGCUCCUGACUGGCCGCAACCUCGAGGCUAGGUUCGCUGCUGUGGGCUUGGUCAAGGCCGUCGUGGAUGUCGGUGGGUGGGAGACGCUCCGGGGGGCGGAGCCUUGGGUGCGCGAACUGCUGGCCAUUCUUCAGAAAGGCGAUUCACUUGCCUCCAAGGAGCUCGCCGUCGUAACCCUCACCAGGAUAUACGUCUUGGUUCACCCCUAUCAGACUCUGGUGAGGGAGAUUGCCACUCCCACUAUCCCGGCUUUUGCCAAGGCGUGCAUUCAAAUCAUCAAACCGGCAGCACCCGGCCAGACUUCAACUGUCCCCGCAGCCAUCAUGGAGACCAUCUGCAAUGCCUUCUCGACCUUGAUCCCCCUCUAUCCCACCACUUUCCGCCCAUGCAGCUCCCAAGCUCGAUCCGCUGUCAGGGGCUGCCUGGCACCAACAAGCUCUGAUAGCAUAUUCGUCUCUCAGUCUCAGCAACGUGCUGCUGGCCGACUCACCGUCUCGCUUCAUCAGACCGCCGCGAAGUCGGGCGGCAGCGACGAAUGGGCCAAGAUGGUGGACUCCGUCCUAAGAGAACUGCAUGCCACGGCCGACCAGGUCUUCCGGGCCGUGGAUGAAUCGUGGCAGCCAACCGAGGGUUAUGGACGCGCAAUGGUUGAUGCUGAUGGAGAGCCCAACGGCGGCUCUGCUUCGUCGGAUCAGCUGCCGCGGUGGACUGGCCUGAGCGCAGGCGCCCAACGCCUGGUCGGGCUGUUCCACCAUCUAGCCGACUACAUACAUUGCCCAACCAAGGGCCCCGUCACCGUUCCCGUUGGCGCCAUCGUCAACGCUAUUUCUAGGGUUUGCCUAAUCGCGAAGCUAUCACCCAAGUCCCAAACUUGGGACCAGGCCGUGGAAACCAACCCCGCCAUCGGCAGGGAAGAAAAGGAGGAGCUGUGGAGUCUGAUGCCCGACAUUCACGUGGCGGCCAUGGACUUGACGCUGGUGAUGCUCCGAAGGCUCGAAAAGGGCAUGGUGCCACUGGCCCCUGAGUUGUCAGACCACCUCGUCCGGAUCUUCAGAUCCGGCAUGGACAUUCCCGCGGUUCGCAGAACUUGCUAUCUCGUCUUGGACUGCCUCUUGUCCCAUGCCGGGCCAACCAUGUCGAAGCCAGCGGUGGCCAUGUUUGAACCUCUCGUUGCCGCCUGUUGCCGCGACUUGCAGCAGGACGCAGGCUUCCUCAAGCCGAGUAGCAGGCCGAGCCCGACGGCCCAAGAUUCGAAGAAGAGCGGCGGCGUCGCCAACGUCGACCUUUUCCUUCAGCCGGCGGCGUCGGCUGCAGAGCAAGAGUUCAGCCUCGAUGCCGAUCACAAGGCCGCGGCCGUCCGUCUCCUGCCCGUCAUGUUCUCCAACCUGCCGCAGCAGCACCUCAAGCCCACCCUGCGCGGCCUUCUCGAUAAGACGGCGAUAUUGACGCGCAGCCGUCAAGGCAUGCUGUCCAGCGUGCUCCACCCUUAUCAAGACCAGCGGGGACGCAUGUUUCCGAGCAUCCUGCCGCACAUGUCACGGCAGUACCCACAAGAUCAAGGUCUGGAAAUCAUCCGGAGCAAUCUCCGCAUCGGCAGCGUUCUUGGUGAAAGCAAAAUGUACGCGUCCAUGGUUGAGACGGAAGAAGAGGUUGGGGGUGAAUCUGGCGAUGCAAUGGCCAUUGAAGAUGACAACGACGACGACACCGGAGUGGGUUCCGGAAAGGGCUCGGUGCAAGCUGCAACUCUCCCCAAAAUACCACAGAUCGAAGACGGAAUGCCCGUCCAGAACAACCCGUUUGCACUGGACAGCACGGGAACGAGCAUCCCACGACACGACGGCAAUCCAGCAGACCUGCAGUCCAAACGCAAACACGAGGGUGCGGAUCCCAAUCCGCCCAAGCGGCAGGAACUCGAGAAGCCCACGACGAGCGUGGACGCAGGUGCCGCGUCUCGACAGCCGGCACAGCAGAGUGUCGACGAGGAAGAUGAUGACAGCGACGUAAGUGUCCAUCUCAAUAUGGAGCUGGAAGACGACGACGAGGACGAGGUGGAGGACGAGGCAGAUGAGUGA